Molecule: messenger RNA, 700 nt
Organism: Culex quinquefasciatus (southern house mosquito)
Lineage: Eukaryota; Metazoa; Arthropoda; Insecta; Diptera; Culicidae
Product: adult cuticle protein 1
Exons: 3
Coding region: 100-582 (160 amino acids)
Source: RefSeq, a predicted model, not a curated record
GUCAACUCUGAAUCUCCUUUGAAGACAGACCUUGACAGCACUCGCUUCAAUCAGUAUCAGUUCGUCCUUCAGCGACCAAACCCUCAGAAAUCAAUAAUCAUGAAGUGCAUCGCAGCUGUAGUCAUGAUGGCUUUGGCCGUUGUUGCUGAGGGAGGUUACGUCCCAUUGGCCUACUCGGCUCCUCACACCACCGUUGUCCAGCAGAACGUGGCCCCACGGUACGUCGCUUCGGUUCCUGUGACCUACGCCGCCGCUCCAGUUGCCUACUCCACCUACUCCGGAUACACCGCCCCAGUGGCCACGACCUACGUCCAGAACUCCGUCGUUCCCCAGUAUGCCGCCCCGGUGGCCUACGCUGCUGCCCCGGCCGUCCGUUACUCCGUCGACUCCGAGGUCGUUGAGGCUACCCAAGUUGUGGCCCCAGCUGCCACCGUUGUUGCCCAGCCCGCCGUGGCCGUGUACGCCCAGAAGGAAGCUCGCUAUGUGGCCGCCAACCGUGGAGCCGUCCAUGAUGCCCCACUCGCCGGACAUGCCGUGUCCCAGCAGUCGCUGAACCUGGAACCAGCUGCGGGAACCCUGUAAAGCGAUUGCUUGUUUUGUGUGCUGUGAUCGGAAACGAAAUACAUAUCGCCAAUUGUAUUUCAUGUUAUUAAAGAAUGUCAACUAUCGUCAAAGUCAUGUUUCUAUUUGAAAUGAAUAA